AUGCCUCUGGGGAGGAAAUAUAAAAUAGAAAAAAGAGUUUCCCAGCAUAAAAAGAAAAUGAAAAAGAUAGCAAGGAAGUCAUCAUUUAUUAAGGGCAAGAAAGGGAAAACUAAAGAAUUAAAUAUACCAAAUUUGUGGCCAUUUAAAGAACAAAUGUUGAAUGAAAUGAACGAUUUGAAGGAAAGAAUGAAACAGGAAAAGGAAGAAAAAAAACUAUUAAUUAGAGAAAAGAAAAGGACUGAAUCUAUGGUGGAUAUAAGUGAGGAACAAAAUUCUACUGUAUCUAAAUUACCAACAAAUUUAUCUGAUUUUGUAGAAAAUGCACUUAGUCGCCAAAAUGCUUUUGAAGCAUCCAAAUCAGAAUUGGAAGAACUUAAUAUGAAGACUUUGGGUGAUCCAUCAUCAUCAGAUUCAUCUAGAAAAGCUUUUCUUAGAGAUUUAAGGAAGUUAAUUGACGAGUCAGAUGUAAUAUUGGAGAUUUUGGAUGCCAGAGAUCCAUUGGGAUUUAGAAAUAUUGAGUUAGAAAGAUCAAUUGUUGCACAAGGUAAAAAAUUAGUCUUAGUUUUAAGUAAGAUUGAUUUGGUACCAGGAGAUGUUGUCAAAGAGUGGUUGACUUAUUUAAGAAGAGAACAUCCAACUUUGGCAUUUAAAUCAGCAUUAAAUACUUCUACAGAACAUGGAGUAAAUCAUUCUAAAAAUAGUGGGUUAAAAAUAUCCAAUGAUUUUAUUAGAGCAGGAUCUGUUGCCUUUGGUGUUUCAGCAUUAAUGUCAUUAAUUAAAAAUUAUUCAAGGUGUAAUAAAAAUGCAAAGAAAUCCAUUACAAUUGGUAUUAUGGGUUAUCCUAAUGUUGGGAAAUCAUCCUUAAUUAAUUCUUUGAAAAGAGGAUAUUGUGUUAAGGUUGGAGCUGUUGCUGGAGUAACUAGACAUUUACAAAGAGUCGAUCUAGAUUCUACAACUAAGUUAAUUGAUAGUCCAGGUGUUGUAUUUAUUGGUAAUUCUCAAGAUCCUACACAAAUUUUGAGAAAUACUGUACAGUUAACAAAUGUUAAAGAUUAUUUCGAGCCAAUAUCACUACUUUUACAAAAGAUUGAUCAUGAGAUUCUACUUAAGCUAUAUAAAAUACCUAUGUUUACUAAUGUUUCUGAGUUUCUAACAAAUGUCUCAAUUUCAAGAGGUAAACUUAACAAGGGUGGUAUUCCUGAUAUUAACUCUGCAGCAAUGAUUGUUUUAACUGAUUGGUUCAAUGGUAAAAUUCCUUAUUAUAAUUUUCCCCCUCAAAGUAAUUCUGAUCAAGAUUUAUUAGAAAAAGAUUCUAUUACUGUUGUUUCUAAUUGGUCACAAGAAUUUAAUAUUGAUAGUAUAUAUGACGAACUAGAUUCACAAAUUAAAAGUUGA
Messenger RNA from Cryptosporidium ubiquitum, 1395 nucleotides. Its product is annotated as GTPase. The transcript has a single exon. Bases 1 to 1395 code for a protein of 464 amino acids. Lineage: Eukaryota; Apicomplexa; Conoidasida; Eucoccidiorida; Cryptosporidiidae. Gene Ontology annotation, molecular function: GTP binding. The record is from RefSeq and is a predicted model, not a curated record. Gene Ontology annotation, cellular component: nucleolus.